GCGAGGGAGAGAACAUCAGAUGAAGAACAUCAUUUUGAAUCAAAGGUAGAUGCAGGGGCCUCAAAGACCUAUCCGCAGCAAGCAGGAACUAUUCGUAAAAAUGGCUAUAUUGUCAUAAAGAGCAGACCCUGCAAGGCCAUUGAGCUUUCCACUUCGAAGACUGGAAAGCAUGGUCAUGCGAAAUGUCACUUUGUACCGAUUGACAUUUUUAAUGGCAAGAAGCUUGAGGAUAUUGUUCCUUCAUCACAUAAUUGUGAUGUGCCUCAGUCAUGUGAUGAAGAUGGUUUUGUGAGUCUUUUGACUGAUAACAGCAACACGAAGAAUGAUCUGAAGCUUUGCUCGAUUGAAAAUCCGCUCGCUCAGAUCGAGGAUGGUUUUGGAGAAGGAAAGGAUCUGGUUGUGACUGUCAUGUGCACAAUGGGAGAAGAGCAGAUUUGUUCGCUCAUAUCCCUUCGUUUUUUUUUUUUUCCCCUUUUAUUGUCCUUUGUUCUUCAAUUUCUUUUCAAUUCUCAGCAUGUGAAUGGCUUAUUGAAAUUACCAAUAUGACUUGAAGAAGCAUGU
This is a messenger RNA of Magnolia sinica, 561 nucleotides long. Its product is annotated as eukaryotic translation initiation factor 5A-2-like. The transcript has a single exon. The record is from RefSeq and is a predicted model, not a curated record. The annotation marks the transcript as partial. Gene Ontology annotation, biological process: positive regulation of translational elongation; positive regulation of translational termination. Gene Ontology annotation, molecular function: translation elongation factor activity; RNA binding; ribosome binding. Lineage: Eukaryota; Viridiplantae; Streptophyta; Magnoliopsida; Magnoliales; Magnoliaceae.